GAGUCACACGCUGAUCUCCACGCUCUUUCACUUUCUGUACAGCCACCUUGGGCUACUAACCAGGGUCCUUGCACAGCGUUAAAGACCCCACCACCACCAACUUUUUAGUCCUGUCUUUUCCCAUCAAACAGACUAGUGGGCAGUUUUGUCCACUGCAUUCAGCUGACCUGUAGCAGAGCUGAAUCAGCUGAGUCCGGUGCAGUACAGUAUUAUCAUGGUGCCACCUAGAAACUGUGUGAGGAGCACACCCUGUGCCAAUUUCAAAGGCUGGAAACACUAAGUGAGCCCAUGUUUAUAUGACCCAUGUUACUGUGCGGCCCAGAAUUUAAUACUGUAACUAGUAACUGUAAGAGUUACUAGUUAUUAACUGUUAGUAACUGUAAAAGUUAGUAGGCAUGAGAUACAGCUUUGAGUUGACAGUUCGGCCAGUUAUUAAAUACACUUGUAUGUCUUUGUUGAAUGUUCUUUCUUGUUUUUUUCCAGUCAGUCCUACAAUGUCUCAGGACACGUUUGCCUUCACGUCGGCCACACUGCGCUCUCUGCGUCUGGAGCAGGAGCUGCAGGACUGGGAGGAGACGCGCAGGGCACUGGCACACAGGAGGGUGAUAAGUAGACGGCCACUGCCUGCCGCACCGCGCCUCAGACACGGGACGGAAAAGAUCCAGACAGUACGAGCAGAUCCGCCUCAGAUCCGCUGCAGAGAUUCUUCCGUCCACAACACGUUCAUGUAUGGAGACAUAAGGGGGGUGUACGCUGUGCUAAAAGAACCCGGUAUGGUGAAUGCACUGAUGGAGACCGUACAAGAAGAGAUGGUGUGGACUCCAGAAAUGGGCAUGUGGACUUUAUCCUCCAAAGUAAAGCAGACGUCUCCUCUACGCCUGGCUGCCAGCAGAGGGCACAAUGGAUGUGUAGAAGAGCUGUUAUUCCGUGGUGCUGAGGUGGAUGCUGAUCCUGGUGGUCAGACAGCCCUCCAUGAUGCCUGUUCUGGGGGUCACCACACCUGUGUGAAGCUACUGCUAGAGCAUGGAGCUGACCCAGAUGUACUCACUGCCGAUGGUAAUGCCCCGCUUCACCUCUGCAACAGCGCUGAAAGUUACCCCUGUGCAGAGCUGCUGGUAAGCAUGGGCACUAAUGUGAACAUGACCCAGCAAGACUCGGGUCUGUCUCCUCUGCAUGUGGCGUGUCGGAGAGGUCUGGAACAGCAUGUGGAGCUGCUGCUGGCUCACGGCGCUGAUGUGACUGUGCAAAACCGCGAGGGUGAGACGCCCCUGAACGCUGCAUGUGCAGGUGCAGAGAGGCCCGUGGAGACUCCUAAAUACCUGCGCGUGGUGCAAGGACUGCUAAAAGCCGGAGCACAUGCACACACCGCCGGAAAGAAGCGACACACAGCCCUGCACAACGCCUGCUGUAACUGCAGCUAUCGCAUCGCAGAUCUGCUGCUGCAGCACGGAGCACAAGCAGGCGCAGCCAACGCCGCUGGAUACACACCCAUGGACUGCCUGUUGCAGGUGGUGGAAGAUUAUCCAGAUCAGCAUCCAGAACUAAUUGCUUGUGUACUUCUCAACCAUGGAGCAAAGCCCCCAUCUCCUAAAAUGCUUAAGCUGUGUCUCCUCUCACCUGCCACACUAGAAGUGAUGCUUAACUGUUACCCAGUAGUGCCAGCCUGUGAGGAAUGGCUACAGGACGUCCCUGCUGAACUACUAAAGGAACAUAAGACAUUUUUUGACUCGGUUUGGAAGAUGAUAGGUCAGCCUCGGACACUCCAGCACCUCUGUCGGUGUUCCCUGCGGCGCCACCUGGGCGCACAGUGUCAGUCGGCAAUUAAUAAGCUAAACAUCCCAUGUGCACUUAGAGAAUACCUGCUGCUGCGCGUUGAUGGAGAGAUCAACUGAAAUAACUUGAAUAAAUAAUAAAAAAUCUAAA
Molecule: messenger RNA, 1923 nt
Organism: Trichomycterus rosablanca
Lineage: Eukaryota; Metazoa; Chordata; Actinopteri; Siluriformes; Trichomycteridae
Gene: asb16
Product: ankyrin repeat and SOCS box containing 16
Exons: 6
Coding region: 396-1892 (498 amino acids)
Biological process (GO): intracellular signal transduction
Molecular function (GO): protein binding
Source: RefSeq, a predicted model, not a curated record